This is a messenger RNA of Caretta caretta (loggerhead turtle), 7734 nucleotides long. It is a transcript of the gene GRK7, whose product is annotated as G protein-coupled receptor kinase 7. Gene Ontology annotation, cellular component: cytoplasm. Lineage: Eukaryota; Metazoa; Chordata; Testudines; Cheloniidae. Gene Ontology annotation, molecular function: rhodopsin kinase activity; ATP binding. Gene Ontology annotation, biological process: regulation of signal transduction; signal transduction; protein phosphorylation. The record is from RefSeq and is a predicted model, not a curated record.
CAGCCAAGCUGUGUCUAUUCAGUGACGGCAGUGGGAAGGUUUUCCUGGGAUGUCAUCCUGCUCGCUAUAGAUAGCAACUCCAAAGCUCCUUAAAGAGAAACCUCUUACCAGUCACUUUCCACAAAUGGUACAUACACCUAAAGGUACUUAGCGAAAAUCCUUGAGAGGUAUUUAAUGCUAAAGUAGCUAGUCUCCUCAGUGUCUCUCUGAAGGCCACACGAACACACACAGGCAGGGUGAGGUGCAGGACAGCCCCAGGACCAGUGAGUGACUUUGCCCCAGCCAGGCUUUGCCACCCCAAGAGCUCGCCAAGAUGUGUGACAUGGGGGGCCUGGACAACCUGAUUGCCAACACAGCAUACCUGCAGGCCAGGAAGAGCACAGAUGGGGACACCAAGGAGAUGCAGAGGAGGCGCAAGAGCCUCUCACUGCCCAAGCCUGAGCAUUGCACAGAGGUCAGGCAGGCCCUCCCGGCUGAGUAUGAGAGCAUCUGCGAGCAGCAGCCCAUUGGCAAAAGGUUCUUCAGGGAUUUCUUAGAGACCAUGCCUGAAUACCUGGUGGCCAAGGACUUCCUGGAUGAGGUGUCCAACUGGGAGCUGGCGGAGAACAAUGCCAAGAGUGGCAUCAUGCAGAGCUUGGUCACCAAUUUCCUGAAGUCUGGCUCCAAGGGCUUCCUAGCCUUCAUGAGCCCAGACCUGGCCAGCAAGUGCCAGGCAGCCACCGAGAAGGACUAUGAGAGUAUCAUGCAGCUGGCCAAAGAGGAGACCAGGGCCUUCCUCCGGGACAAACCCUUCCAGGACUUCCAGAGAACCCCCUUCUAUGACAAGUUCCUGCAGUGGAAAGUCUUUGAGAGGCAGCCAGUGAAUGAGAAGUACUUCUACGAGUUUCGAGUGCUGGGCAAAGGUGGCUUCGGAGAGGUUUGUGCCAUCCAGGUGAAAAAUACCGGCAAGAUGUAUGCCUGCAAGAAACUGGAUAAGAAGAGGCUGAAGAAGAAAGGUGGGGAGAAGAUGGCUCUUCUGGAGAAGGAGAUCCUGGAGAAAGUUAACAGCCCUUUCAUAGUCACCCUGGCAUAUGCCUAUGAAAGCAAGAGUCACCUGUGUCUUGUUAUGAGCCUCAUGAAUGGAGGGGAUCUUAAAUACCACAUCUACAACGUGGGAGAGAGGGGCUUGGAAAUUAACAGGAUCAUCUUUUAUUCGGCUCAGAUCACCUGCGGGAUUCUGCAUCUCCACUCCAUCAGAAUCCUGUACAGGGACAUGAAGCCAGAAAAUGUUCUCCUGGAUGAUAAUGGCAACUGCAGAUUGUCUGAUUUGGGCUUGGCAGUGCAAGUCAAAGAGGGGAAAACCAUCACCCAGAGGGCUGGGACUAAUGGUUAUAUGGCUCCUGAAAUCCUGAAGGAAGAGAAUUACUCCUACCCUGUGGACUGGUUUGCUAUGGGAUGUAGUAUUUAUGAGAUGGUUGCGGGUCGAACUCCAUUCAAGGAUUUCAAAGAAAAGGUCAAUAAGGAUGACGUGAAAAAAAGAACCUUGGAAGAUGAGGUGAAAUUUGAGCAUGCCAACUUCACGGAGGAAACAAAAGAUAUUUGCAGGCUGUUCUUGGCUAAGAAAUCAGAGCACCGUUUAGGAAGCAGGAGCAGUGACGAUGAUCCAAGAAAACAUGCUUUCUUCAAAACAAUUAACUUCCAUAGGCUGGAGGCAGGCCUCAUAGACCCCCCUUUUGUGCCAGAUCCAUCAGUUGUCUAUGCCAAAGAUGUUGCAGACAUUGCUGACUUCUCUGAAAUCAGGGGGAUUGAGUUUGAUGACAAAGAUAAGCAAUUCUUCAAGAAAUUUGCGACAGGUGCUGUCCCUAUACCGUGGCAGGAAGAAAUUAUCGAAACCGGACUGUUCGAAGAACUGAAUGAUCCUAACAGAGUAGCUACUGGGGGAUGUGCAAACAGAGGUGAAGCCAAGUCAGGAGUUUGUUUGUUGUUAUAAAUAUCACAUCAUUAACAAAAAGGGUGAAAAUGCACCACAGAACUUUCCAGAUUCUAACAGUGUUUCAAAAACUCAGCUAAGCUGUUUAACAAGAACCGAUCAACCUAAAAUAUGACAUCAACAGGACAAGUAGGAGCAUAAGCUGAGUGGAUAUUCUACUACUUUGUUCUAGCAACAGAGAUAAUCUGUUUAUUGUGUUGGAAGUUAUCAAGAUGAAGAAUCAAGUUUAUUUUAGUGUAACCCCUCUGCCCAUCAGAGUUGGCAGCAACAAGGGCCGGGUUCAGUAUCUAGGGGUUCCAUUCCAAUAACACAAUGCAAAACCGGCUCGAGCCCCCACCCAGCGACCUGGGACAAUUAUAUACCACCCCCGCUGGGCGCCUCUAAGAGGCGAUACUUCUCCUCUCGCAAGCACAGAGUCUGAGUGUAGCAAAAGCCUUUUAAUAACAGAGAGAAACAAUGUGGCAUUAUGUUGAGGAAACACCACCACCAGGAUUCAUAACACAACCCAUGAGCAAAAACCCACCCCAAGCAAAUUGGGCCUUUGGUUCUUGAGUCCAGCAACCCAAAAGUCACCCAAAGUCCCAAAAGUCCAACAACCCCAAAGUCUCUGUCCCUGGUCAGUGCAGCCCCAGCGUUCAAAAGUUUAUCUGCAGAGUUUUACCUCUCAACCUGGGUGGAAAUGGGGGGGUUAAGGGGCACCUUACGUGGUCCGAAGCCAAUUGCCCAACCUCUCCAUGGGGCUCAGCCCUGCUCUGCUCCACCAGCCAUCCCACAAGUCGCUCUGUUCUGGCAGCCACUCUGCUCCACCAACCAUCCCAUGAGCUGCUCCAGCCAUCUUGCAAACUGCUCCGCAAUAUAGCUUCAGCCCCCCCCCACUUAACACAACGCUCAGUGAUUUCAGCUCUUAGUAAUUUUAGCUCUUUAGUGAUUUCAGCUUGUAGUAAGGGAGCCUCAGGGAGCCUUACACCAUUGGCCCAAAAUGAUUUCAGCUUAGCAGCCUGUAACUAAACUCCUGUUGGAAUCAAAACUAGCUCUGAUAUUCCACAGUAGAGAGAGAAGAUAGUGCAAUUGACAUGUUGGACCCUCACAGGGGGGGGGGCCUAUACUACCAGACAUUAAUACCUACCACCAGCCUCUCUCCCCUCAGUAGGUUUUGGAACCCAUGACCCUUGCCUAGCGAGUGCUGCUUAGUUGAUGGUGAGUCCCUCCAUCAUAACAAAAGGCCAAGUACAGUUCCACUGUCCUCGAUUCACAUAAUUAGGAUAAUAACAGUUUAUUCCUGCCCCAAUAACAGAGAAACUAGGGCUCCUACAGCAGCCAAAGUGACCAUCUAGGCAGGGUGGGUGUGCCUAUGCAAAUGAGAUCAGCCCCUGAAGUUCUUUUCCACAACCCACCUCUACUUGCCACCAGAUGUCAGGGUAGAGUUCAUCCUGACUCUGCUUACAUCAGGAAACAUAGAAGGAAAGCACUCCAUCACUCUGUGUAUGUGAACUAUGAAAGCAAUAACAGGGUGAGGAGGCACUUGUUCUGAAAAUGAAUGAGCCUGCCAUUAUAAUACACUCAUUUUCUUUCUUGAUCUCUCUCUCUCCCCCCCCCCCUUUUCUUAAUUCAAAUGUUUCUGGUUGUCCUAAAGUUUUCAAUAAAGGCUUUUAAAUGAUGAAGUAAUACUCUCAGUAAUUAGAUAAUGAAUUUGGACUUCAUGCAUCACAGCAAAUUUAAGAGUCUUUUGGCUAUCUAGAUUUCUCAGUUCACCUUAGUCACUGAAUGAUUCAGUAGUAAUAUGUCCAAGUUCUCAUUAAUGUAAAAAGUUCAGCAGGAAUAAGGACGGAAAGAAUAGGUCAAAUUCUCCUCUAUCUUAACUUAAUCAGUCUGAGAGUGAACUAGUGAAUUUGAGAAAAGAAAUUGACUUAAUAUUGUGUAAGCUUAUGCUUUUGAGUAGUUAUAUUACAGCUUAUAUGAAGAAAUUGAUGUUUGAUUGUGAAUGUACUGUACAUUCAUUUUUUUUGUUACCAAGUUCAACUUUCUAGCAGGUUUCCUGAUAUAUAUGUCUAUAUUUGGUUUAAACUGUAGUUUAAAUUAAACUACAAAUAGAUCACACCAGUUUGUAACUGGCCUUUAAAAAGAGAAGUUUCUAAAUAUAAUACCAAUGUUAAUUCAAUCAGCCACAAAAAUAAAAUACAUUGCACUAUUUUUAUAAGUGAUAUGGAAAAAUGAUGUAUGUAAGUUGAUAUAGUCUAAAUAUACAGUUUAACCAGUUCUUGAACAAAACUUUAUAUAUUUCUGUUUAUUUCUAGUUUUGAACACCCUGAAUUAAUUCGAGACUCAAUUCUGCAAAAACUCUAUAACAGAUUUAAUGUUUACUACCAAGAGAAGUCCUAAUGACUAUUCAUACGUUAGUAAGUACUAUACUAUGUACUAACUACUAGCAGAAUUAGGCCCUUUAGUCCGCCCAACUUCUGCUGAUUUCAAUGGAAACUGAUGGUAUUCAGCUCCUUAGAGCAUUGGGCCAUUAACACCCAGUCCUGCAUUCCUUACACAGGCAAAUCUUCUACUGAACUCAAAGGUUUGCCUCUGUAGAAACUACAGGAUUAGACCUCUACAUCUGAUACACAAAGGAAUUGGUAAAGAUACACUGUAUCUAUAACCACCUAUAAUGUACACUAUUUGGGUUUCAAUAACAUUAAUAAACUAUUAACAGAAUAGCUUUGCUCAUGCCAAAUAAUGUAGCUAUCAAACCGUAAGUUUCAGAUAUUAAAAAAAUAUUAUCUAACAUCACAGGUAAACAAAUAAAUUUGCUAAUAUGGUUCCUAACUUUUGUACAGAGAUGAUUAAAUAUAAAAGGAGUGGUUUCUUUUUCUUCUUUUAAAAAUACUUCUCCAAUUCUCUUCUUUCUUAUUCUGCAAGUUAAUAUGAAAGAUGUUAUACAAUAUCUGUUGGAUAAUUCUGUUCAUGAAUGCUAUUAGGGAAUCUCUUAAAGAGAAUCAAAACAAAACAAUAAACAACCACCACCUCACUGUAGGGGUAAAGGAGUACGCUGGCCAUCCUAUCAAAUUAUUGUAACUUUGCUAUCGGCCAAAUUUGGACUUGGGCUGCUCAUAUGGCAGCAAGGAUGGUCUUAAAAAGGUAUUAAAAAAUGGAUAGACUUGGAGAUGAAGGAUGAACUUGUGGUUCUAAAACAGGAUGAGGAGAGAAGGGAUUCCUGGCUCUGUCCCUGACUUCCAGUGUUUUCAUUUCUCUCUGCCUCAGUUUCCACCUCUGUAAAAUACCCUACUUUACAGGAGGGUUGUGAGGCUAAAAUCAUAAUCUUUGUAAAGCACUUUGAGAUCCUCAAAUGGAAGUUGCUAAAAAAUUGCAAAGCAUUAUUGUAUGUGCACACCAAAACCCUAUGUAGUUAGGAGGGGAAAUGAGUGGCAGAAACUUGUGGACAGAUCCACAGAAAUUGCAUUUCAGAGGUCCUCUGUAGCUAGAGCCACUGAGAGGCAUUGCAGAGUAGGUUGUAAGUGCUCUGGCACAUGCACAGUCUGACUCAGCUUCAUAACCCCAUUCCAGGCAGAUUACUCCUGGUGUAGAUUAAUCCUGCUCCUGGCAGGGUAAUACACAGCAAGGACUGAGAAUCGGGGUGGAAAGCAGCCAGAAUAUGGGCUCACAUUAUGCUACUUUUGUAGUAUAAACAUUUUCCCAUUAGGAGGGAACUGAUGUAUGCAUAGAACCAUAAUUUAACCCCUAAGGUAAAAGCACAUUUCACCUAAGAUUACUUUGCAAAACACAGCCCUUCAACACCUGGCAUAGCAAAAUCUAUUGCAAUACCUAAAUGGUAGAGUUUAGGACAAAGUUUCUCUCAUCACAGGCCCACAAUAUUAUAUGAUUGUGGUUCUAAAAAGAUCUAUUAUGCCAGUAAAUCCCUAAAGGCUGUGCAUUAGUAGGCCAUCAGUGAAUGCCUUAAAUGGGCUUUGUAAGCCACUCAAAGGAAUGCAUCAAUAAUCUACUGAUGCACAUCCUGGCAUGGCAUUUUGCUGAGAGCACAGAAGAGUAGUUUUACAAUUCAAUUUCUAAAAUCUGUUAGUGCAGGGAUUUGGACAGCAGGUGUUUCCAUGAUGAAGAGAAGAGAAAGAAAAGAAACAGAAAAAAAGCUUGAAAAUGCAUUUUCUUUAUUAUUUUCAAUAUCCACUUUGUAAAAUGUAUUAUUUAAAUGAUUUAGUGAAAUAUUUGGGUCCCUUCUCCUGCCCUUGCCAUUAACCUUGAUGUACUUUCAACAACAGUUUGGUGGUGGCUUAAAGGCCAUUUUUAACAUCUUGCUUUGUAUUAUAAAAAGCAAGGCCCCAAUAUUGCAAAGACUUAUGCAUGUGAUAACCAGUACAUGUUGAAGCCAAUGACACUACUCACCAGCCUAAUCUGCCCAAUCAGGGCAUAAUUUAGGAAUCACAUUGACCAGUUCCACAAUUCAGUUUUUGUAAUAGAAAGUAGGAUUUGAAGUACUCAGAGAAGAAUGACGGGCUGUCCAAGUGAUAUAUAAGCUAGUGGGGCAAAGGAAAAGUGUAUAAUUUGAAACUACCUCUCCUUCCCCUUUUGUCCCUGACAGCUCAGUGACCUCUCUUCCCUGCCUCUUUUGCAGGCAACUAUAAACUAUAUUAAAUUAGUACUUGUGGCACCUUAGAGUCUAACUAAUUUAUUUGAGCAUAAGCUUUCGUGAGCUACAGCUCACUUCAUCGGAAGGUGCCACAAGUCCUCCUUUUCUUUUUGUAUAUUAAAGUGUUAAUCUCAUUUAAAAGACUGAAUUAAGAGCCCAAAUGCAAUAAACACUACCUGUGAAGGGCUACUAACUGUCUUGGGCACGCCACAGUGAUUUCUCUUCCAGGAUUCUUCCAUGUGUUUCCUGAGAAGAGAAAUAAUGCUCCCUUUCGCAGCCUGACUGCUACUCUCAGAGGUGCUAGACAGUGGCAGGGCAGCUUUAACUGCACCAAGCUGAGUUGGGAGCUGGUGAGAGCUCCCAAACCAACCUUUUAAGUAAGAUUAUCUUCUAAAUUUACAUUUAAGAAAGGCAGCUACAAUUGUGGGGCAAGGAAAGGAAGAGGCUGCUUUUAUACCUGAUGCCUAUAAUGAAGUCAAUAUUUAUAGAGAUUAUUUAAUUGUGGUGAUGAAGUCUCAGCUGUGCACCAUAAGGAAUGUUGCAUUAGUACAAAGGCCCAACUGACCAAUCAGAAUCUGGCUUCAGGGAAGCAGUUCAACUUGCUAUUCUAUAUGCCUAUGGAAUUUCCUUACUCCAUAUCAAGAACAUAUUUUUGUCAGAAUAGUCAGUUUUGUACAAAAUCAAAAGUUUCCUAGUGAAUCUAACUCUUCUCAGGAUCAUCUUCCCCCACCUUCACAAACAAAUUUCAGCACAGGAGCAAGAAACAGUAAGUAAAAUGGGAGUGGGAUGAGAUUUCCCUUGGAUGUCUAAUUAUGGCUGAAGGAGGGUGUUGUGCAGUACGGCUAUAAUAAAUUAUUUCUCAUCUGAACACUACUAUUUUAAGAAUACAAAAUUUUUAAUAGUGAUCUUCAAAAUAAUGUACUUUUACUGUUUAAAUAUCCAAAUAGAUCUGAUUUUUCAUAUCCAGAGGUAAAAGUGAGGUGAAUAACUGAACUCUUGUCAUUCAUUUUAAAGAUUACCACUGAUCCUCUGAAGCUAGGAAAGUCUAUUGUAUCUUUAUCUGCUAUCAUAACAAUUUAAUAGCAAAAUGUUUCAAUGGCUGGAGUCCACUGAUACAAUAAACGGUUGUAAAAACUAA